Colletotrichum abscissum is the source of this 168-nucleotide messenger RNA. RefSeq lists its product as uncharacterized. The transcript has a single exon. The record is from RefSeq and is a predicted model, not a curated record. NCBI's taxonomy places the organism in Eukaryota, Fungi, Ascomycota, Sordariomycetes, Glomerellales, Glomerellaceae. The coding region runs from base 1 to 168 and encodes 55 amino acids.
AUGUCGAAGACAUGUCACCGUUGCCAUGAUGUCUGUUUGGUAAAACACGGUGGGUUACGCCCACCAUUACAGACCAUCACCAAAACGACUGAAUGUCUACCAUGCUAUCCCAUAUCAUCUAUCGCAUUCCGCCUUGUGUUCUUUACCUACUUUACCUUCCAUGACUGA